CAAAAAUGGUAGUGUUGGAUCAAUGAAAUUGUGAUAGUGUAGUAAAAUCUAGAAUGGUGAUUUUAGUUUUGACAUUUUGAAUUAAAUGUUAUUAGUUAGAUGCCAUGGGGAAAGACCAAGAACUAUUAGAAGCCGCUCGAAAUGGGAAUACACCAGUUGUGGAAAAAAUUCUCAGUCAAAGAGCAAAAAGGAGUGGCCCACUUGCAAGCUUGCGGAGAGGACCCGGGGCCAAUGUGCAGGACAGCAGCGGAUACUCGGCACUGCACCAUGCCGCUCUCAACGGCCACAAGAACAUUGUACAACUAUUGCUGACACACGAGGCCUCCACGAACAUCGUGGACGUGAAGGGCUCCAGUCCUCUACACCUGGCAGCCUGGACCGGCAGUGUGGAUAUUGUCCGUCUGUUGCUCACCCAUGGCCCUUCCGUUCCUAACGUAAAUCUCACCACGAAGGACCGAGAGACAGCACUACACUGUGCUGCCCAAUAUGGCCACACGGCCGUGGUGAGUCAGCUGCUGGAGCACUCCUGUGACCCUACCAUCCGCAACAGUCGCCAGGAGACUGCUCUUGACCUCGCCGCUCAGUAUGGCAGGUUGGAGACUGUGGAGCUGCUCGUCAGGACACAUCCAGAGCUGCUGCAGCCUUACCUCAACCAGGGGUCUAGUCCCCCCUUCACCUUCCCUCACACCCCCCUCCACCUCGCCUCCAGGAACGGGCACAAGGCCGUAGUGGAGGUUUUACUGACUGCCGGCCUGGACGUGAACGUGCGGACAGCUGCGGGCUCCGCUCUCCACGAAGCGGCUCUCUGCGGCAAGACUGAGGUGGUCCGCUGUCUGCUGGAGCACGGGGUCGACCUCGGUAUCCGAGACGAACAACGAAACACAGUCACAGACUUGCUCAAACAGUUCCCCACCCACGUGGUGCAGGACAUAAUCUCCAUCAUAUCCAGGUUCAGAGCGGUACACGGGGACCAGAGUCUACCUCCCAUCCCUGUGCCGUCACUGGGCAGCCCCUACGAGAACGUGAGGGUGCCGUCCACCCACUCGCCUACGCAGUGGGACCGACGCGUCUCUGCCUCAUCCGCCAUCUCAAUAGGGAGUGACGGGCCGAGGCACUACAGCGGGCUCUCCAAAUCUCUGAUGGAUUCGAGUUUCCUGUCAGACGACAUGUCACUGUCAGUGUCGGGCCGGUCACGUGACCUGGACCAGAUGAGUGUGUCCAGUACGGCGUCCAGCACCGGAGGUCCCUCACCGCGGGACAUCUACCUGCCGAUGGCGCCUCACCCUCACUCGCCCACCACAAACAACAAGGUCUCGCCAACGCCACCGAAGAAGCCGCCCCGCAGAAACUUGUCAGUGUCACCCACACACCUGCUGCCUCUGAUGUCGGUGUCCGCGGACUGUAACCCCUCCAGCAACGCUUACGAGUACCUGUUCCUGGCCCGCAGCGGUGUCCGCAGUCACGGCGACCUGGACGAUAUGAUGGCGUGUGCCAAGCUGCGGAGAGGUGUAUCUGCAGACCAGUAUGUGGACAUGAAGCUUCGCCGCAGCAUGGCAGAGUCGGACGACAAGUACCAGCCUGUCGCCAUCACCUCACUGUAUGAGAACAUCCCCGUGAGAACCACCAACCCCAGGCGCAAGCUGAGGCGGCUGCACGACAAGAACUAUGAGAACUGUGAUCCCUCCAUCAUCCUCAGCAGAGGAGACCUGCCUUUCCGCAAGGUUGAUGCGUACUCGCCAGCCGCAUCAGACUCACCUGUGUUUGUGUCCAAUGCCUACAUCACGCUGAAGUCGUCACAGGAAAGUUUGCUGAACGGCGACAUCAGGAGACAGAACUGUCCACUGAGUCCUACUCACUACCAGCAGCCCCCCACUCCUGAUCACCCUCCACCCUCAGCGCUGCAGGCAGAACGCAGCAUACAUGAGCGGAUACGACCUCUCAGUCAGGAGUAUUGCAAUAUGAUGAAGAGGCGGUCGCGGGACAUGGAGACGGAGACAGACGAGGAACUUUUGCUGCUCGUGUUCCCUGCCAAUACUCCAGCCGACCACUCCAGCGGCAGUCUCUCCAGCAGUGUCAGUCUUAGUGAUAAGAGCGUCUCUACCGACAACAACCAGGUCGAAGAGUACAUCGGUGACGUGCCAUUUGCGGGAUUGCUGAAAGGCUCGACAACAGUGGAGGCUGGAGGCCGGGCCGAGAGACCCAAGACGCUGCGGAGGCUGAGGAACGUGUACGAGCAGAUGACCGGUGGCAGCAGCAGUGGCAGCAACUCCACCUCAGAAAUGAAGAGACCUCCGGAGGAUCCUACCCCCGCCUCCGACAAGACACUCAGCAUUCUCAGCCCCUUUGAUGAGCAGGAGGAAUGGGCCAAGAUAUCGGAAAUCAUGGCGAGUUUCGGCACAGGUCUCGUCCGGGAGUCUGUGUUCGUCACCGAACUCGAGAAGGAGUUCCAGGCAAGGCUGGGACUGAACCGGUCAGACAGUGGUACUUCCAUAGUAAGUACGACUUCCACAGUGGGACAGUGGUUGGCAGGCCUCAACUUUGCGGACUACGAGUCCCUCUUUGUAAACUACGGAUACGACGAUCUCGACUUCAUUAAUGGAGUACUGGAAGAAGGUGAUCUGGUAGAGAUGGGUGUCAGUAACGAGAAAGACAGAGAACAGAUCCUGGAGGCAGCCAAGAGUCUGGCAGCGAAGGUGGUGACAGCAUACCUUCCCCCACCUCAACCCCCGGCCUCACCCCCACACAACAACAACAACAAUGAUGAUGAUGACAAGGGCCAAACGGUGGAUGACUGGCUGACUCGCCUACAUCUGCCGCAGUACCAAGAGACAUUCGCCCGCCACCUGUAUACUGACAUGGACAGGGUCCGUCGUGUGUGGGAGGUGGAGCUAACAGCAGUGCUGGAAAUAAGCCGGCCAGGUCAUCGUCGCCGCAUAUUGGCCAGCCUGCCCGCUACACGCCAACCACCUUCCAUGGACGACAUCACACAGGAUCUGUCUCAGCUGAAGAACAACAUUCAGCAACUGAAAGAAGAGAUUAAGACAAAGCUUCCAUCGAACCAGAGCACACCAGGGAGUACAGGCACAUUGCGACACAGUCACAAGAAGUCCCGUCCUGCACCCCCGCCACCACCUCUUGCCCUGUCCAACGGUGGGGCGGAGCUGGAAAUCCGGGAGCCCAGUCAGUUGUUAGUGGGGGUGCCCGCCACUCUCACCACUCAGUGGCGCCACCGUCCCCAUAGCCUUGUCACGGGACAUGUCACCUACGUAGCCUCGUAUUUAGGUUCUACAUUGGUGAAAGAACUGAGAGGCACGGAGUCAACGAAGAAGUCGAUACAAAAGUUAAAGAAGUCAUCUUCCACCGAAGACAAGGACAAAGUCAUCCCAGAGAUCAUUCUUACCAUUUCAUUUCGCGGUGUUAAGUUCCUCAACCCAACCAACCAAGAACUGAUCUGUGAGCACGAGAUCCGCAACAUUCACUGUGCCUGUCAGGACGCAGAGGACCUCACACACUUCGCCUACAUAACCAAGGACCACGCCAGCAAGAGCCACUACUGCCAUGUUUUCUGUGUCAACACUAUGGACCAAGCUACAGAAGUGAUACUGACCCUCGGCCAAGCGUUCGAGGUCGCCUACCAGAUGGCGCUGAGGGAGGGUUGCUCAUUGACAAAUCGGGGAACCAACGGUCACACAAGGUCCCGUUCUGUCAACCAGAUCAGCAGCCAGCCAUUAGCACCUCCUGUCACCACCCAGCCACAGACCAACCAUUCACACUCGAGGUCACAUUCUGUCAAUGAGAUCAAGGUCAACGGUAACGCUUCACCACAGCACUCCGAGGAACUGCUGACCAAUGGAGGUAAUUGAACGAGCUUCAUAUCUCAAUAGUACAACAACAACAACAGGUAUCACUCGCUGCUCUUCGCUUACAUGUGCUGGUCAGGGCUUCUCACCGCCCGGAUACAAGCAAUAAAGCCCAUUGGUCCGCCCUCCCCUGCAGUCGCCCUCAGGCGGGGAUGGCCCACACAAUUGAACUCCAAGGCUGGGUGCUCUGUGCACACUACCAUCCCUCUAUUGGUCUCAUUAUACUGAAUUUAAAGGUUCGUUUCAAGCAAAUCUCUUAAAACCAAUUACGGGGAAUUAUGUUCAUAAACAACUGAUAUUGAAAGAUAUUAUGUAUCAAAGAAAGAAGGCAUUAUGAGAUUUUGAGCUAAGUGAGAGUUAUUGUACCCAAUUUAUAGGGUUUAAAAUACCACAUUUUGAUGAGCAUUAAAUUCUGAGAUGAAUCUUAAUACGAGGUUUUUUUAAAACAUUUAGAAUAUAAUGUAAAGUUGUAAAAGUUGAUUUCUAGUCUUAAUUUUGAUACUUGUUGAUCUUGACUUUGUCAUCCACUUUAUUUCACAAAUUGACCACUUUCUCCUUCUCCAGUCCAUUCCACGCAGGGUAACAAUAGACGUAGUUGCUGCUCACUCCAAGUCCUAUCGAGAAGCUGUGAUUUGUAUAUACACGUAUAUUAUUUUUGUGCAAUAAUUUGUCUUGUUUCAUAUUAUCUUCCUUGCUGUACAAAUAUUUUCCUGGCAAUAUUUUUUCAGAUUUGUGCAUUUUGUAUCUUUUCUUCAUAACACAUAAACGAUUGUUGAGUAGUUCUAUACAUAUUUGUAAUUUACUUACUGUCAUUUAUUGUAAUGUCCUCAGAUACAACUCGCUUUUUAAAUAAUUGUAACUGGGCUCUUAAAAAUUGUAUGUUUUUGACCUACUAUGAAAAAAUUGUUUUUUAAUUAAUUUUUUUAUGUAUACUAAUUGAAAAAUGUAAGUAACCCGAUAGAUGAGGUUUUUAUAUGUUCAAAAGGAAAUAUAAGCUACCAAAACACCAAAUAAAUACCACAAGUGGUCAUUUUUCCGUAUUUUUGUGUCAAUGUUUGUCCCAUGUGUAUUUCCUAUGACGUUUGUGAGCAAUGAGAAUCCGUUAUUAAUUUAUUUUGACUGACUACAUAAACUGACAUUAAUGUGAUUAAGUUACGUGUAUGAUAUUGAUAUUUUAUUCACUGUACUUGUUAUGUAUAUUGUAAGAGAUAGUGUAAGGUAGCCCUUAUUACAGAAAUUUUAUCAUUAGAGUUUAAUUGAAUUUGUUGCCUUUGCAAUUGCAGCUUAGCUAUGCAUUUAUUACAAAGUAAAUGUUAAUUAUAUGUGUUAUGUAAUUCGUAUGUAAUGCUUAAGUGUUCAUGCUAUUAGAUCGCCAAAUUUUAUAAAAUGUGUUAUAUCCAGAAUUUGCAUAAUCUAUCUUAACAUUGCUUCAGUGCUGCAGUUAUUUUAUUUUUAUCAUGAUAAUCGAAUUUAUUUGUAAAUAUGUAAAUAACGUAUGUUUAAAACUAUUUACAUUGUAAUUUCAAAAUCAAUUGCUUGAACGUCUUUCAUUCUUUGUACAUUAUUCUACCAACAAUUACUGAUAUUAAAUAAAUAAAAUUUUUGUGAAAUUUUAUUUCUUUCUUGUUAAUAGACAAAGUCUGAUUUUUAUCAUGUUUAUUAAAGUUACUUUUAGUUAAUAAUUAUUGUGUGUUUACCGUGAACGCGCCAUCAAGCUAAAGUGUUUUGUAUAGCACUAUUGGACUUAUUGAAGCAAUAGUUCUAUUGUUGUGAUCAAUGAGAAAAUACUAACAUAAUUGUGACUUUGAGAGUCCUCAAGGAUUUAGUUUGUUUAAUACACUAUUAAAAGUCCAACAAAUUUUUAAUUAACAAUUAUUAUUGAUGGUCAUAUUGGAUUGCAUUUAUGGAUUUUAAUAUUUGUGCAUUAUUAGCAUGUGGAUCGUUUAGAAAACCAUAAUAAUAAUAGGCUAAAUUAUCUCAAAUUGUCGUAUAAAUCUUAAAAGUAAUUAAGAUUAGUGGUUUUAGCUCAUACAAGAUUAUAUGGAGUAUUGAGACUAUUACCAGUAGUAGGCUUGGUUUUGUUGUUGCUCGUGUUACCUUCGGGGAACACUUACUGAAUUUAUUACAUUUUAAUAUUUUUUAUUAACUUUGACAAUCCCAUCAUAUUAUAAAACUUAUUAAUCGACCCCUGCAUAUUAGUCCAAAAUGAUUCCAUGAUGAUCCAAGAUAGUUUUAUGUAUCAAUAUUAUAGUUUUAGUACUUCAAAUUAUAAGUAAAAAAUAUUUUAAAACUAUUAAGAUACUCAAUAUAAUUUAUAAUUUGCUAUUUUGUGUAAUUCCUCGUGAUAAAUAGUAAGCAGUCAUAUUAGUUACAUAAUAUAUAACAUUGCCCUGAGAAGUACUGUUAAUGAAAAUAUUUCAUUAUGAAUUGAAAUUUCAUUUAUUUGUUUUACAAAUGCACUGUUAGUUUUUAUUAAAAUCUUCCUAAUUAUAUUUUUAAUACAAUAUUUUUAAUAAUUACAAUAUUAAUAACAGAUAUUUUCUCCCAUAAAAUAUGUAUCAGUAAAGAGUGCAAAUAAUAAUAAAUUAUGCUUUUUAUAUUGAGCAGAGUCUCACUGUUUAAUAAUUUAAUCAAAUAUAUUACUCUACUUUAUAUCAUGCAAAACACGACUAAACCUCCCAACAUCAAGAGCAUUCACACAAAGUAUUGAUUGUGUUUCUAUGUGCAGUUUUACAGAACAUCCUUUAUUUGUUGAUUUUACAUAUUUGUAGGUGCUGUGUUACUCAUGUUGAAUCGACCUAUUAAAUUGACUAAUGCAUUUUUGUUUUGCUAGUUUAAUUUUUGUUCUGAAGUGUUUCAAUUGUCUCCAUUUUAUAUUGCUAAUAACGUUGACGUAAGUAAACUAAUGUGAAAGACUGUAAUAUAUGUACUGUGUGCACACCAGGACGUAAGGUGUGAUGUGACGUGUGCCCCGUUCCCUCACUAAGAUCUGAUCUUCCACAUUGUUGUAACAUAUCCUCUAUGCUGUAUUUGUCCCCUGUCCUGUGUGUUGUGCUGCUAUCAGCUGAGUUUAUGUUUGUGCUGCUGCUACUGACCAUCACAAUCGUCCACUACAAUAACGUUACCUCUUAUAAUUAAGAGUAAAAUCAAAACAGUAGUGGUCCUACGAGACAUAUUAGAUGUUUGGUUCUUAUUUUACAAACUAUAGUUCUUUAAUGAUUUUGUUAACCCGACUGUACAGACAGUCAUCUUGAUUUUAUAAAAUAACAGUGUUAUUAAUUUAAGAAGAUAAAUAAAAUGUACUACCUUAUUUUGUGUGUAGAGUUUGCACGUCAUUUAUUUUUGAUAAUGAACAAUCAACAAACAAUUUCAAAAUGUUUUCAUUAGUUACCAAAAAUUUGCUCAUACAGUACUACAGAAGAUAUUCCAACACAGUUAUUGUGCAUACAAAUUAUGCCUUUAAAACUGUCAUCUACACCCAAAAUAAUAAAAUGAACCAGUUUUAGAUUUAACAUUGUUAUUAUUAGAAAAGGGUUGUCUCAGUUUAGUCUAAUGUUUUACCAGUACAACCUAUUUUAUUGUUAGUUUUUAAAAUAAAUUCAUUUGCAGAAGUGGCAAACUGUUAAAAGAUUUAAAAUUUUAUUUGCUAGUUUGUCAUUAUACUACUGUUAAGUAUAAUACAUUUUGAGGUUGAUAAAAAAUACAGUUUCUUUUUAAUGACUUUCGUAAAUAAUUAUUUAAACUAAUUAAUUUAAGUGCUUUUAUGCUGUUAUCACGCACAUAGCUAAUAUUUACCCUUUACAGUAUGAUAUUUCUCAGUUUAAAAUUGUAUUUUAAAGCAGAUAUAAAUCAGGUUUAAUGACCAUCAGUAGAGUGACAGACACCAACAAUAACCAAGUUAUAUUGCACAGUCUCACGUGUGAUGUAAUCAAGGCUUUCAGUUCCUUUUAAAUUAUAACGUAUCGCAUUGUAAAUAUGCUGUUAGUGUUGAUAAAAUAUGCAAUCCUUUGAUCCGUGUGUGCUUUUAAAGAAGGUCUAUUGAAAUGUAUAUUUAGGUAUUUAAGGAGUGACGGUUUCAAAAACCGGUUCGGCCGCCGAGUGCUCAGUCCUGAACCCAAUACAAAUAUAUCAGUAGUCUUAGCGAUUUAUUACUGUACACUGUACGUCAUCUAAUUACAAUACAAUAAUUAUCGACAUGUUUCUUCUAUGUAUGUACCUCAAAGUGACAAAUAGAUAGACAAAGUCCUAACGGUUUAUAUAUUAAAACGUUUAUUGAAAAUAUUUUGUUUUUGUUGAAUUAUUUUUAAAGUGUUUGAGUCGACGAGCUAAGGCUGUGACGUCAACUAUUAAACAAUUGCUAAGCAAAA
Molecule: messenger RNA, 8227 nt
Organism: Homalodisca vitripennis (glassy-winged sharpshooter)
Lineage: Eukaryota; Metazoa; Arthropoda; Insecta; Hemiptera; Cicadellidae
Product: ankyrin repeat and sterile alpha motif domain-containing protein 1B
Exons: 20
Coding region: 105-3863 (1252 amino acids)
Cellular component (GO): cytosol
Molecular function (GO): protein binding
Source: RefSeq, a predicted model, not a curated record